Messenger RNA from Pyrus x bretschneideri (Chinese white pear), 2280 nucleotides. Its product is annotated as DEAD-box ATP-dependent RNA helicase 50. Gene Ontology annotation, molecular function: RNA helicase activity; nucleic acid binding; ATP binding. The transcript is spliced from 8 exons. The record is from RefSeq and is a predicted model, not a curated record. The coding region runs from base 77 to 2137 and encodes 686 amino acids. NCBI's taxonomy places the organism in Eukaryota, Viridiplantae, Streptophyta, Magnoliopsida, Rosales, Rosaceae.
ACCUCCACCAUCCAACUCCAAUUCCAACGACUUGCACUUUCACUUUGUAUCACAAUUUCACACUCAGAUAGUAGAAAUGCUGGCCAAAGUUCCUGCUCCGGCGGCAGUCAACCACCACCACCACCUCCUGCGGCCAAAACGCCUUGAACCGGAAUCAUGGAUGGCGGGAACCCACAGCUGCAAGUGUCUCUAUCUUCAUCAGACGAGAAAAUGGGGGAUUAGUUGCAGUUUCAGUCAGAGACCCACCGAUAACCCUGCAGCUGCAGCAGAAGCUUCUUAUGACCUCAUGGACGAUUUCAUCGUCCUCGGACAAGACAACAAUGCCCCUCCCACUCCCACCACCAGAAACACUACCACCCAUCCAGGUAAUGACCGUCAACCGGCACCUACUCCUAGGAGAGUUGCUCAAAGUUUCGGGAGAUUGAAAGUACAUAGAGUGAAAUCUAUAGCUGAGAAACCUUCUCGGAUUAAGCAAGAAAUAGAUGAAAGCGAUGAUGAAGUAAAUGUGCAAGAUGCACAACCAUUUGGCAAUCCGCGUUCAAGACUUGGAUUUGAUGGGAAAAAGAACAAGGCAGAUGCCCGCGGUCUUGGUGGAAGACGUUCAAGUGAUUCCCACUCGAAAGAGUUUAGGGACAUGAGGCGGAGGAAGGGGACAGCAAACAACAUGGACCAUUCUCCUGUGAAAAGGACGGAAAAUGGUUUUGAGCCAAUCUCUGACAAUCAAAACAAGCACCAUAAGCCUUAUAGGUCUGACGCCAACAUAGCCGGACAAAAGGAUUCAGCUCCAAGGGGUUCUUCUGCUCACUCAAAAGGAUGGGGCAAUGGAGGAGGGUCCAUGUAUGACUUGGCUGAGUUGCCCGACCUAAAUCAGCGAAGGAAAUUUUCCACCGACAAUGACUUUUUCAGUCGAAAAUCCUUCAGGGAUGUGGGUUGCAGUGAAUAUAUGAUUGAAUGUCUGAAGAGGCAGCUUUUCCAGCGCCCAUCACAUAUUCAGGCCAUGGCAUUUGGUCCUGUUGUUGAGGGGAAAACGUCUAUUAUAGCAGACCAAAGUGGAUCUGGCAAGACGUUAGCUUACCUUGCUCCAGUAAUUCAGCGUAUAAGGGAAGAAGAACUUCAAGGGCUGAGCAAGUCCUCGUCAAUGAGUCCUCGAGUUGUUAUACUGGUACCAACUGCUGAGUUAGCUUCUCAGGUUUUGGGUGUUUGCCGUUCAAUGUCAAAAUUUGGGGUUCCAGUUAGGUCUAUGGUUGUAACUGGUGGUCAUCGGCAGAAAACUCAGAUGGAAAGUUUAGAACAAGGUGUGGAUAUCUUAAUAGCAACACCUGGUCGGUUUAUGUAUCUGAUUAAAGAGGGCUUCGUGCACUUAUCAAAUCUAAGAUGCGCUGUACUGGAUGAGGUAGAUAUACUCUUUAAUGAUGAGGAUUUUGAAGCAGCACUGGAAAGUUUAAUCAAUUCUGCACCUGUUACCAUGCAAUAUCUUUUUGUGACUGCAACGUUACCCCUUGGAAUUUACAACAAAUUGGUUGAAUCCUUUCCUGAUUGUAAAGUAGUCAUGGCACCUGGAAUGCACCGUAUAAGCUCUGGCCUUGAAGAGGUGCUUGUAGAUUGCAGUGGAGAUGAUGGAAGUGAAAGAUCUCCAGAGAAGGCAUUCUCAAAUAAGAAAUCUGCUCUUCUACAGCUUGUGGAGGGAAGUCCAGUUCCCAAAUCGAUAAUUUUCUGCAACAAGAUUGAGACGUGCAGAAAAGUUGAGAAUAUAUUAACACGUUUUGACAGAAGUGGAACUCGCGUUCGGGUUCUACCAUUCCACUCUGCCUUGGCCCAAGGAUCAAGACUCGCAAAUAUGGAGGAGUUCACCAAUUCUCAUUCAAAGGAAGUCUCACAGUUUUUGGUUUGCACUGAUAGAGCAUCGCGUGGAAUCGACUUUACUGGUGUGGAUCAUGUUAUACUCUUUGACUUCCCCCGCGAUCCAAGUGAGUAUGUACGACGUGUUGGAAGAACUGCCCGAGGUGCUGGAGGAAUCGGUAAGGCGUUCAUCUUUGUGGUGGGGAAACAAGUCUCCCUUGCGGGAAAGAUAAUGGAAAGAAACCGGAAAGGUCACCCGGUGCACGAUGUACCAGCUGCAUAUGAGCUUUUGUACUAAAAGGCUUUUUUGCCUGCUUGUAAAAGAAACAUGACCACCAAUUUUCUUGACAUACGCUUGGCUUUCAGAAAACAAGUGCAAUAUGCUUUUCAUACAAGCAAUUCAUUUUUUUUUUAAUUAAAUUAACCAACAAGUUAAUAUCA